AAAGGCUCUCGAGAGCUCAAACAGAUCGGACGUAUCCUCUGUGUGCACCACGAUCCUUCUGCCGUGGGAAAUGUGAUUGCGAUCUCUUACAUUUUCAUUUAGUUUUUUUUCGAUUAAUUUUGGAAAAUUCUUUUCUGUGAUUUUUUUUGCGGUGAAAAUUUGUGCGCGAGUGUUGAAGAGGAAGAAGAUAAAAAAUGUUUCUGGACAAUUCGAGUGGAGGAAAAGAUCAAAGGACGAGGGAUUUUGCAAUGAAUUCCACAUGGAACAUUCCAAGCUCACAAGUAACAGUUCUAACACCAACAUCACCUGGAAAUCACGGUACCUUCUUCAUUCCACCUCCAUUCCAACCCUUCUCUACAUCCACAUCACCUUUCCAACAUUGUGAGAUUUCCCCCGUGGUUAGUGAUUACGUGUCAGGAGGUGGGACAGCUUUGAGCACAGAUUACGGGCAUUUGGCGGAAACCCCGUGUUCCAUUGCUUCUUCAGCAGAUCCCCUCAAGAAGCCCCUUUUGGGUUCAAAUGCCACCGACAAGAAUGAGAUGAUCUUCAAGUUUGAACCAGAGGAUAUUGCAAAGUACAAUCAGAGUCUUGGAACGGAUGGGACGAAUGUGAUCAUUUCGCCGAGGAAUGAUUUUGAUUACUACAAUUAUGAUGAGAUUAAUUGCCAAUCGAAGAAUCAAUCACCCUGCUCAUCCCCGAUCAUUGAUCCUUGGGUGGGGGUGGGCGUGGGGGUUAAUGAUCCCCUUCCACCGAUUGAGACGAUCGUGAAGAAUCAAUAUCGUCAGGAGCCACCGAUUUCUCUCUGCAUUGAUGAUUACUUUGAUACAUCCUUCCUGGAUCAGUACCCAUCGCCACAGGAUUCCUACAGCUACCCACCGGAGAAUUUUAACAUCAACAUUGAGCCUGAGAAGCCCAAAAGGAUGGAAAAGGACAUCUGGGGUGAUAAUGGGGAGAAGGAAACAGCUGAGGAAGCUCCGGUGCUGCAGGAGGAUGAAUGCGAGGAGAAAUGCGGUGAAAAUGAAAGCCUUGAAUGCCGCUGGAUUGACUGCAAUCAGCAAUUUGGGGAUCAAUGUGCUCUUGUGUCUCACAUUGAGAAGCGCCAUGUGGAAUUGCGUCGAGGUGAGGAGUUCUCGUGCUUCUGGAUCGGAUGUCCAAGACGCUCAAAGCCCUUCAAUGCACGCUACAAGCUCCUCAUUCACAUGCGUGUGCACAGUGGCGAGAAGCCCAAUAAGUGUCCGUUUUCUGGGUGCAAUAAAGCCUUCUCGCGGUUGGAAAAUUUGAAAAUUCAUCAGAGAUCUCAUACCGGUGAAAGGCCCUACAAUUGCCAGUUUCAGGGAUGCCACAAAGCAUUCAGCAAUAGUUCUGACCGAGCAAAGCACCAAAGGACUCACUACGACACUAAACCCUAUGCAUGCCAAAUUGAGGGAUGCAGCAAGAGAUACACAGACCCAUCGAGUUUACGGAAGCACGUCAAGAAUCACUCCCUUCGUGAUCAUGUCCCAAUGAAGCGCAAAUCCCACAAAAGUUCCCACACAAAGACAACCACAAAGACACGGAGGCGCCACUCAGAGUCCUCCCUGUACGUCGUUGAACCUGAGACCCCAUCAACGCUCACCGUUCAGGAUGAUAAUUUUGUCUUUGAGGAUGUCUUCAGUGACAUCAUUGAGGAGAAGGAAGUGCCUUCAUCGAUGGAUUUCAAUGAACUCUCGAGUUGCAUUUCAAAAAUUCAGACUGAAUCCACAGCAAGAUCUCAAGAUGUUGUCAAUAUCCUCGAGAAUGAGGCCUACGACGAAGAAUUCGUAUCAUUUGAGUACGUUAAGAAGCUCCUCGGGGAUCCCAUUGACUACGAUCUCACAAUCCCCGGAAACUCCUCCCUUGGGCUAGAUUAUUUUGCAGAAAUUAUGUAGAAAUAUCAUUUAAUUCUUAAGUUUCUCAUUUUUUUUAUUAUUUUAGAUUUAAUAAUUGUGCAAUUAUUCCAAAGAUGACAAAAAUCUUUUUUAUUAGUAAAUAAAGGAAAAACAAUUUAGAGAAUGAAGAAAAAGAAUAAAA
Messenger RNA from Lutzomyia longipalpis, 2049 nucleotides. RefSeq names its product zinc finger protein GLI4-like. Gene Ontology annotation, cellular component: nucleus. Gene Ontology annotation, biological process: regulation of transcription by RNA polymerase II. The record is from RefSeq and is a predicted model, not a curated record. Bases 195 to 1907 code for a protein of 570 amino acids. The transcript has 3 exons. Gene Ontology annotation, molecular function: DNA-binding transcription factor activity, RNA polymerase II-specific; RNA polymerase II cis-regulatory region sequence-specific DNA binding. NCBI's taxonomy places the organism in Eukaryota, Metazoa, Arthropoda, Insecta, Diptera, Psychodidae.